This is a messenger RNA of Rhincodon typus (whale shark), 3045 nucleotides long. RefSeq names its product potassium/sodium hyperpolarization-activated cyclic nucleotide-gated channel 1-like. Bases 124 to 2880 code for a protein of 918 amino acids. Gene Ontology annotation, biological process: potassium ion transport; transmembrane transport. The transcript is spliced from 9 exons. The record is from RefSeq and is a predicted model, not a curated record. Gene Ontology annotation, cellular component: membrane. Gene Ontology annotation, molecular function: voltage-gated potassium channel activity. Lineage: Eukaryota; Metazoa; Chordata; Chondrichthyes; Orectolobiformes; Rhincodontidae.
CAGGAGUGGGAAAGGACAGCGGGAGAGGUAGGAGCCCCACACACACACACCUCCCCCCCCCGCAAGAAGUCCUUCCCGCAGCAGGAUGGGGAAGAUGACAGGGGGAAGAAUCAGAGCAUCAGGAUGAACGUGCUGCCAGGAGGGGGAGCAGCACAAACCCGAUGCAACCACAACAACAACAAACUCCCAGAGCCUCGCAGCUGCAGCAGCGGCGGGGAAGCCGGGCCGAGCAAGGACAUCACCGAAUGUGACAAGACCAACGGGGAUCACAGGGCGCCGGGCAGCGUGCACUCACCUCCUGCCAUGGACACUCCCAGCAAGGAGCAGAGAGCGGACGGCAGCGCAGGGCCGCCCAGACUGAGAGCGGAGGCGGAGGACGAAGCGAGCCGGAGUCGCCAGCAGCAGAGCGGCAAAGAGCACAACUCGGUGGGUUUUAAGGUGGAAGCGGCAGGAGCGGGGGACGACGCGAUGCUCGGCCAGGAAGGCGAGGAAUUCCCGCGGUACAGCACCAUGCAGAGUCACUUCACCGCCCUGCUCCAGCCCGGGGUGAACAAGUUCUCCCUGCGGAUGUUCGGCAGCCAGAAGGGGGUGGAGAAAGAACAGCAGCGGGUCAAAACUGCUGGCUAUUGGAUUAUCCACCCGUACAGCGAUUUUCGGUUUUAUUGGGACUUGAUAAUGCUGAUGCUAAUGGUUGGAAAUCUGAUAAUUAUUCCUGUGGGAAUCACCUUCUUCACUGAGUCAACAUCAACCAUUUGGAUUGUUUUUAAUGUGGCAUCUGACACUUUCUUCCUUUUGGACUUGAUUGUCAAUUUUAGAACUGGAAUUGUUGUCGAAGAUAAUGCCGAAAUCAUACUGGACCCAAAUGUAAUCAAGUGGAAAUACUUAAAGAGCUGGUUUAUCAUUGAUUUUGUCUCUUCUAUACCAGUGGAUUAUAUCUUCCUGAUUAUAGAAAAGGGAUUUGAUUCUGAUGUUUACAAGACUGCCAGAGCACUGAGAAUUGUGAGAUUUACAAAAAUUCUUAGUCUCUUGCGAUUAUUAAGACUUUCAAGACUUAUACGAUAUAUACACCAGUGGGAGGAGACUAUGAUUUUUCAUAUGACAUAUGAUUUUGCCAGUGCAGUGGUGAGAAUAUUUAAUCUCAUUGGAAUGAUGCUUCUAUUAUGCCAUUGGGAUGGUUGUCUGCAGUUUCUAGUUCCAUUACUUCAGGACUUUCCCCCUGAUUGUUGGGUGUCCCUAAAUGGUAUGGUUAAUGAUUCAUGGGGGAUGCAGUAUUCAUAUGCACUGUUCAAAGCUAUGAGCCAUAUGCUUUGCAUAGGCUAUGGAGCUCGGGCACCAGUGUCUAUGUCUGAUCUCUGGAUAACCAUGUUGAGCAUGAUAGUGGGAGCCACGUGCUAUGCAAUGUUUGUUGGCCAUGCGACAGCUCUCAUCCAGUCAUUAGAUUCAUCAAGACGACAGUACCAGGAAAAGUACAAGCAAGUGGAACAAUAUAUGUCUUUCCACAAGCUGCCUGCUGAAAUGCGGCAAAAGAUUCAUGACUAUUAUGAGCACCGCUAUCAAGGCAAGAUCUUUGACGAAGACAAUAUUCUAGAAGAAUUGAAUGAUCCACUUAGGGAGGAGAUUGUCAACUUCAAUUGUCGGAAGCUGGUUGCAACAAUGCCCCUGUUUGCAAAUGCUGACCCAAGUUUUGUGACUAGCAUGCUGAGCAAACUACGAUUCGAGGUGUUUCAGCCUGGAAAUUACAUUGUUCGAGAAGGGUCAAUUGGGAAGAAGAUGUAUUUCAUUCAGCAUGGGGUGGCUACUGUUAUCACCAAAUCCAGCAAAGAAAUGAAGCUAUCAGAUGGUUCUUACUUUGGAGAAAUCUGCUUACUCACUAAAGGACGGCGUACUGCCAGUGUGAAAGCUGACACCUACUGUCGACUCUACUCCCUCUCUGUGGACCAUUUCAACGAAGUUCUGGAGCAAUACCCAAUGAUGCGAAGAGCGUUUGAAACUGUGGCAAUUGACAGACUGAACAGAAUUGGGAAGAAAAACUCACUCCUUCUACAUAAGGUCCAAAGAGAUCUGAACACUGGUGUUUUUGAUAAUCAAGAGACUGAACUACUCAAAAAGAUGGUAAAACAAGACCGAGAGAUGGUGCAAUUGACGGAAACGCCUCUUAAUACAUCAUUCAGUAUAUUUCCUCCAUUCUCUGUCAACUCAGUCAUCAGAGCUUCUUUGCAGUCACAACCACCAAACAUAGCUCAGUUAGAUUUUCAGCAGACUUCUUCACCAAAUUUGAAUACCAAUUCACCAUCUUCUCAGUCGUACACUAGACCACCCCAGCUGGUUCACUCUGCAGCCAGCCAGAGUUCCCCCACACCCAGCCCACAGGCAGUGGUGCCAUCACCGAGUUCUUUUAACGCUGUAGUUUCCAGUCCUUCCGUUCAGAGUCCAUUGGCAAGCCGAACUUUCCAAUAUGGUUCACCAACUGUGUCACAGAUGUCCUUGAUGCAGCAGGCACAAACCCCAACUCAACGGCGCGAUUCCAACAAAAGCACACAGGGUUUGCAAACAAGCAGCCUAAGCAGAGAAGCAAGACCCCUCUCAGCAUCGCAGCCCUCUCUGCCUCAUGAGGUGACACCAUUAAUUGUCAAACCGCAUCCAUCUUCGGGAGAAUUGUUAGCAGCGGUACCUGUCUCCAGUACGCAGAGUACCGGACCUCAAGGAGGAAUCCGAAGCACUGUUCCUCAAAGAGUGGCCCUCUUCCGGCAUAUGUCCUCAGGAGCUCUACCACCACUUCGAGGACCACAAGUAGCCUCACCAGCCCAAAAGAGGGAGACAUCUACAGCCUUAAUUACAGAUACUAAUCAAGGAAGACCACGAUUUCCCUCUAAUUUAUGACCCUAAUUGUUUUGUUCAGUGUCGAUUUGUUAUCGUUAAUUACUGAGAUUCUUCACCAAUGUCAAUUACAAGGUAACCUCAUCGCUCAUGAGGAUAGUCUUAUCACCUUCUGACAGAUUGGACACUGCUGUCCUCAAUUACAUGCACAGCUCAACGAAUGUAAAA